Tetrahymena thermophila SB210 is the source of this 9771-nucleotide messenger RNA. Its product is annotated as cation channel family transporter, putative. Gene Ontology annotation, biological process: calcium ion transmembrane transport. Lineage: Eukaryota; Ciliophora; Oligohymenophorea; Hymenostomatida; Tetrahymenidae. Gene Ontology annotation, cellular component: membrane. Gene Ontology annotation, molecular function: calcium channel activity. The transcript is spliced from 38 exons. The record is from RefSeq and is a predicted model, not a curated record.
AUGGAUAAACAGAAAUCUAAUAUAUAACAGCAUAUUUCAAAAAAUCCUUUUAAAGAAACUAAUGAUCUAAAAUAUGGAUCUGUAAUUUACAUAGAAUUGUAGGAUUAAUCUGAUUUAGAUGAUAAAGAAAAGUUCUUAUGUUCUGAUGGAUUUGUAAUUAAAUAUAUUUUUGCGCACUCUAUAAGGCAUUCAUCUAUCGAUUUUUCAAAUGGGUUAUUUGUGGUCAUGCCUGCUUAUAAUUAAGAUUUGCUUAAUAAACUUUCUGAACUAAAUUUAAAUAAGUUAAAGCUGAAAAAUGUUCAAGGAGAUAGUGAUGCUUUAAUCAGUUUCAUAGAAAAUCUAGAAUACGAAAUUAGACUUGAAAUGGAAAAAUUUAAUAAAUUAAAGGGUUCGCCUAUUUUUUAUGGUUAACCAUUUAUGCUAUAGCAUUAACUAAGCUCCAGAUAUUUAUCUUUUAAACCAGUUUCUUAGCAUAUUUUUUAUCAAGAAAAUACAUUAUCAGUUGAAGUUAAAGAUAUACCUUCAGAAAAUUCAUUGUUUUAUAUUUAGCCUGCUCAUUAAUAUCAAAGCGAGAUUACUAAGAAAAUUAACUACGGAGAUGAAAUCAUAUUGAAGUGCAAUUUUGAUGAAAAACAAGCAUCACUUUUUUGGAGUUAAUCCAUAACUGAUGAUGACUUAUCAUAAACAAGUGAACAAAGUUUAGAUAAUUUACACUAUAAACAAAAAAUUAACGAUGUUAUUAUGUCUUAUGAGCACUCUACUAUCAUUAAAUUUUAGAGAUAUACUGACUCAUAAAUCCUUAAAGAAAAAUAUAUUUUUUAUAGCGAUAUAGUUUGGCUUUAUUAAUAUGAAAUCGACGGAUAUCUAACCUAUGAAUGUCUAUUUGAGGAUUUUGAAUAAUUUUACAUAAAAAAUAUUAUGGAUCGUUUAGAAACUCCAGAAAAAUUAAAAAAAAAUUAUUCUUUAAUGAAUUUUAGAGCUGAAAAAUCACCUUAGGAAGAAGGAAACAGCAUUUAUUUUGAAAAAGCAUAAGAUACUUUUCAGAAAAGUACUUUAGGAUUGUGGAAAAUAGAAAAUGUUGGAAAAAAUAAGGGAGGUAUCUUGGGUUUCGAUGAUAAAAUCAGGCUUAGAACUCUUAGGAACGGAAAAUACUUAGCUGUCAUGCCUAUAGGCAAAGAUAUUAUCAAGAAAUAAUAAUUUUCAAUAAUGAAAGAAGAAGAGUUUAUUGUAACACUUUAGUAAGAUCCUAAUGAAUGGACAGAAUUCUGUUUGGAGUACAAAGGAAAAACAAAAGAUAUAGCACCUUCUUAUAUAAAUUUUUUCAAUUUAAGAAGUAUAAAGACAGGGAAAUAUAUUAAAUCGAUAUUUGCACACGAACUUGAUGAGGAAAAUAGGAAUGGCUAUCCUUCAAUUAGAUCAGAGAAUAAUUAGAGUGAUGUAUUUCGAUUUUUUAAGGCUACUGAUAUGGAAGUUUGGGAAACUCAUUUUUUAAGAAGCUGUUUGCCAAUCAUAUAAUGUAAUGCUAAGUUUUUAAAGAAAACUAAUGAAGCUGUAAAAAUGAAGGGUGAAAAACUUUCUACUUUAGAUUCUGCUAGUAAAACUUCACUAUUAAUAUUAAAAAAGUGUUUAUAAGAAAUAAAAGUAUUUUGUACUAAUGAUUAAAAUUUUAACAACUCUGAUCUUAGGUAGAGUGUUCUCCCAAAUAAAAAUAUAUUAAAUAAUCCGAUUUCUUUCAGAUAAAGAUUACUAAAAGAAUAAGGAUUCAUUAAGCUUCUCACAAAUAUCCUUGAGGAAUUAUUUAUUAAAACUGAUUCAGAAUUAAGGAGUAUUUAUUAAAGUAAACAUGAAAAGGGUACUAAGCUAUAGAAAAAAUAAAAUACUUUGACAAUUGAUGGAAUUCUUAGUAGACCAUCAGUUCUGAAUUAAAAAUGCAGUGAUGGGAGUAAAUUACAAGCUCAAGAGGCCAACAUAAUCAAGAAUAAAAAAUUGUUUAAAGAAUUAUGCCAACUAUGUUACAGUUGUAUUACAUUAAUAUGCAAGGAUAACCAUAUAAAUUAAUAAGAAGCAUACAGAUAUUUUAACAUUUAUGCAAGUCAUAUUGGGUUAGAAUUUGGUGCUGAAAGGUGUAUGAGGUACAUUCUUAAUGGAAAUGAGUAGCUUCUUUUAUAAUUGCAUAAAGAUACAGUAGUCUCUCACUGUGAUGAAAAUAAUCCUAAUCAUCCUCACUUUUCCUAAUUUAAUUAGCUGCCUUAACUUAUUAAAGAUAAAGAUAACGGAUCUUUUUCUCCAACUAAAGCCUUACCAAGAAUACUAUAACUGGCUUUAAACAGAGGCAAAUCCUCUAGAUCAAACAAAAAUCAUAGAUUUAGCAUGAUAAGAUAAUUAUCUAGCAAAAAAGUUAAUAUGCCUAUAAACAGUCUUGUUAGUUAAAAGACAAUAGUACAUUUCUUCAUGGAAAAAUACUCUGUAAUUGGAUUGAUGACUGAAAAUAAAUACUAUUUUACUGAAAUGCUGAAUUUUUUAAAUACUAUCACGAAAUCCAAUAAAAGUGGUAUUACCAUAAAUUAGAUGCUUAUUUCAAAUCUGGUUGAAAAAUGUAAAGACGAAAGAUCAGAAAGAGAAUAAUUUAUUAUACCUAUUGAAUUGCGUGAUUAAGGUGAGCUGUUUCUUUAAAUUUACGGUGAAAAGGGAUUUUAAUACAAAGAGCUUAGUGAAGUUUUAGUUGACUACGAUCUUAAAAAAGAUGCUUAAUUUAUUUAAUUUUUAAAAAUUUAAAUAAAUUUAUAUUCUAAUUUAUGUUAUGGAAGAAAUUACUAUGCCAAAAGAAUGUUAAAGGAGCUAUUUCCUACUUCUUCCCUUUUAAAAUAUAUUUUAAGUUAUUAAAGCUAAGAAAGCUUAAACAGUCAGAAUGAAAAAUAAUUAAAAUAAGCGAGGUCAUUUGGUAAUAUUUCUGUUGAUAAUAUGGAAUUAGUGAAUAGUCUUAUAGCUGAGUUUAUUAAUUUACUUCUUAGACUCCAUGUUGAUUCCAAACCUCGUAAUCAAAGGUCUUGUCCUAAUUUAGUUUAUAAAACUUAAUUUAUUACUCUCCAAAAUUCUUCUGAUGAUAAUAUGAAAGAGUUUAAUAAAAAUUAUCCUAUGGUUAACUCAAUUUAAAAUGAAAACUAAUCUCAAAAAGAUUAAGCAUUUAAAUUUAAAUAAAAUAUUUCAACAAAAAAUGUGAUUUAGAUAUAUCCUUAAUUGAAUAAUACAAUAGAUUAAUUAAAUUAACUUGAUAAUUCUAAGCUAAUUUCAAUCAACAAUAAUACAUUCCUUAAUAAUGAAACUCCUCAAAAUAUUUUAAAGUCACUUUCAAUCAAAGAUAAUGAUAGAGAAGAUUUAAAGGACUCUAUUAAAAAGUAAAACACACAUAUAGAGAUGACAGAUUUUUCAAAUUACCUUUAAAAAGCAGCUUUUAACUUAAAAGAUGAUAUUUUAAAUGAAGAAGAUUCAGUAUCACCCGAAGAAAUGAAAUAAAUCAAAUAAUAUUUGAUUGAUUAUUUUUUAAAGAUAGAAAUCAAACAAUUCAGGAAAUAAGGUUUGAAUACAUUGCUCUAUUCCAAUAUCAAAAUUUUAAGAAAGUUAUUGAGUUUCGAAGUUUUUAAAAUUGAAAGAAAAAUGAAUUUGUUAAAUUAAAAAUCUCGUUUUGGAUUAGAUAUUUUGAGCAAGUUGAAAAACAACUUUAGUAAAGACGACAAAGUUAUUGAUAUAGAUCCAAUUAAAAAAAGUGUCUCAAAAGAUUUUAGCAAUAGUUAAAAGAGUUAAAGUGAGAAGUUAUCUUCAGAUUUUAGCUAAUUAGUGGGUUAAUUAAUGAAUAUUUUAGAAUAUUCAAUUUAAUCUAAUUUAACUAUGAAGCAAUCUAAAAAAAAAGAUUCGUAUAAAGCAUCAUAAAAAGAUAGAAAUGGAGAAUAUAUUAUUAAUGUCAUGCAAACACUGUUUGAAGAAGUAAAAGAAAAAAAGAAGAAGAGAGAUCUAUAUAGAAAUAAAUACUCAAAUUUUUAACAAAUAAAUAACCAAUAUAUAACCUAAUUGUAACUAAAUCGUCUCAAAUCUAGCUUACUUUCAUUAAAAUAAAACAAAAAAAAUGUUGAUACUAAUGUAAACAAUAAUUAAGAUGAUUAAUAUAAUGAAGAGAUUAUACAAGAAGACCUCGAAAAUGAAUUAGAGGAUGAAUUGUAUUAAUUCUAAGAAAAACAUAUUGAAAUAAAAAUUAGAAAAGAAAUAGUUAAAUUUUUAUUACAAUAUUAUUCAUUUGAUUAAGAAAAAUAUUUAUAAAAUAUAUUAAAUGCAAUGAUAAACUAGUAACAAUCACCAAAAAAAAUAGAAGAAUUCGUGUUAUAGCAAUUUCCUAGGUAAAGUUUAGAAGACUACUUGCAGAGCACCAGCAAUAAAUCUAGUUAAAGUGAUUUUGAAAAGCAAAUCACAAUACAAGAAAAUAGUAAUACCAAUUCAGAAAAAGAUGAAAGAAUGCAGAAGCCCUUGAUAGUUAUGAUUCUGACUUAAAUACUUGAAACAAAUGACUAUAAUCAUUCAUUUUAUUGUUUAAAAUUGCUACAUUAUCACUUAAAUUAAAAAUAAAUCAUAUCUAAAUCGCUAAGAAAAGUACUUUUGAUAUCUAAUGAGUAAGAUGCUAUGGCUUAUGAGCUGCUUAAAAAAUUUGGCAAUAAUUUAAAACUUUUUAGUGAUACAAGUGAAAUUUGGUUACACUCACCUGAAGAAUUUAAUAAAAUAGACUAUGAGUAUUAUUAUAUGGGUUAAGAGUACAUUAAGUCUGUUCAUUGCCUAUCAAAUUUAUUGGACGAAGAUGUAUCUUUUGAAGAAAUAGAUACCUCUUUUUAGUUUAAAAAGCCUUCUUUAAAUAGAUAAAUGAUGAUGGAAAAAUUGCAAAUUCAUGAAACAUUGAUAGUGUUCUUGAAAACAAAUUUCUUUUAUAUUGAAAAUAAUAAAGGAUUUAUUGAAUAAAAAGAUAUAAACACCCCUAGAGAUGAUUAAGACAACUUAAAAUUAAAAAAUGAUUAUUUUUUAGCUCUUUUCUCACUUACUUUUAGACUUCUCCGUCUAUUUUGUUAAGAUAAUAUCUAAGGUAAAAAAUCCUUGUUUAAGCAUAUAAAUACCUUUCUUUAGUAUGUCUUUCAAAUAGAAGUUGGCUAGCUUCCUUUAAUUGUAGAAAUCUAUAAAGAAAAUACCAAAAACCUACAGAAGCUGAAUCAGCAGUUUGUAGAUGCUCUUGUUUAAAAAAUUAUUUAAGGUAAUUACCAUCCUAAAUAUGUAAUAUACAUGAUCAGUCUGGUUAAUACAGAAGAACCUCACUUGAAAAAGAAAAUUGUAGAAAUCAUUCUAAACUCUUUUAAAGAAUACUAAAAGAGUUUACAAGCUGCUCUUUGUAUGAGAGAAAAGUUAGAAAUUGUUGAAAAUGAGGAGGCCAGUGAUGGGUUUGUUGACACUUAAAUGAAAAACACAGUGGAUAAUGAAUUAGAUUUAAAGAUCGAUAUCAGCAAAAGAAAAUAUCCAUACCUUUACCACUCAAAGUUAUUCGAACUCUUUAAUAUUAUUUUAGAGGAAAUACCAGGAAAGAGCUAGUUUUUGAAAAACUUGUUAAGAAAAGAUUUGAAUUUUGAAUAUUUAUGGAAAAUAAUAAAGAAAAAAGAUGAUUUUACUGAAAAUGUCAAACCUAAACUAAAGUUGAAUUUAAACACUUUUUUGAAGUGCUAAGUUAUGAGAUUAAUGUAGAAUCUUUAUUUUGGUGGAUAUGACAAAUCUAAUUACAACAAAAUAGAAAAUUUUAAGGUUUUUGUUGAAAGAGAGUAGAAUAAAUUGACAAAUUACAUUUAAAGAAAAAAGAAACAAGGUAGGUUUGGAUAAGAUUCUCAGUUCAAAGUAAUUAAAACAGAAAACAAAAAAUAAAAAAAACCUAAAGAAAAUUCUGAUGAUUUUUCUGAUGAGCAAAUUAUAAGCAAAUACAACUAAAUAAUUAGAGAAUAUGACUUUAGUAUGAAAACAUAUGUCGGAUACAUAUUAGAAGAUUUAAUUCCAUUUUUAUUUAAUGCUUGCAAUAAUCAUACAGAACAAAAAGAAAAAGAUUCCAAAAUAUAUUAGCUUUUAAAUAAUUUACUCGAAUUAGUUUUUGAUCUUGAUUGGGAAACAAUAGAAAACAUCCCUAAUAUUUAAAACAUUAUUCUUAGAUUGUAUAAAACAAGCAACAAUUUUAAUGGAUUUACUAUUUUGUAAGAGAUGAAUCCUGAAGAUCCUUCAGAUCCUGUUUAAUAGCCUAAGAGGGAUUUUUAACAGCUGAUUUCUUUAUUCCAUUAAGAAUAACUAUAACCAGAUUAAAAGUACUUUAGACAAAGAAUUCAAAAAAUUAUGGAAGAAUCAAGUUUCCAAAAAUUUUAAUCAGGAAUCUCAUAAAAAUCACAUAAUAUUUUGAAAAUUACUCCUCUAUCAAAUAUUCUUAACCUAAGAAGAAGUAGUAAUGACAAUUAAGAAAGAAAAUCGUUGCUGAAUUUAAUUAUAUCUGAGAAACUUGAAUAAUCCAUUAAACAAGAAAGAUAAGAUUUUAUAGAAUUCUUAAAAAAUUUAGAUAAAUAUCCUGAAUACUUUUAAAAUAAAAAGAAGCCAUCAUAAGAAAUGAUAUGGAAAUUCUGUAGUUUUAUCAUUGAUGGCUCACAAAAAUGCUUACAAUAUAUUGAUUAAAAUUUUGAAUCACACUUAGAAUAUGAGCAAAAAAAUCUAAAAAUAAUUAUAGAAUAUAUAAAGCUUUGCAAAGAUAUCCUAUAAAGUGUAUCUGAUGAAAACGAAAAAACUAAAAUGCAAAAUAUGAUCAACAAACAAUCUUUGAUAGUUUCUUCAAUUAUGGAAUUAAUUUGCAGUAAAAAUUUUAAACUAGUUGAUUCGUAGCAUAAAUUAUUUUUCUUUGUAAUAAUUGAUUUCUUUAAUUAACUUCUUGAUGGAGGGAAUGGAGAAGUACAGCAAAGUUUUUAUGUAUUUUUCAGUCAAAACUCCUCUAGUUCUAAAUUUUUCCUUUUGAUCAAUGAAAUUAUCAAAACAGAAAUUUUAGAUACUAUUUAAGUGAAUGAAGAUUAUUUAAAAACAAUUUAGAAAGCAUUCAAAAAUAUUAAAUAUUGCUACACUAGAAAAAGUAGAUUUUUUAGUGUAAAAACUAUUUUUAGAUUUUUACAAUUGCUUUGUGAAAAUCACAACACAUCUCUCUAACUUUGGCUCAGGCAUCAAAAAAAUUCAAGGUAAAAUGUAGAUAUACUAAAGUUAAUACUUUAAUAUCUCUCUGCAGUGUUAAAAAAGAAGUAGUUGUAUCAAAAUACUCUUAAUGUUAAUAGAAAGAACAUUUCUACGAUUAUUCAAUGUUUUGACACAUUAAUAGAAAUGAUUUAAGGACCUUGUUAUGAAAAUUAAAUAGCUUUAACUGAAGAGAACUUUAUUGAGCUAGUUUAUGAUAUCCUAUCAAUGGAUGAUAGAGUAAGCUAGAAUGACAUUGAAAACUUAAACUAAGAUGAAGAUGAAUAUUUAUCACAGAAUUUCAACUAUAAUAAUUAGAGCAAUUUCAAUAGUCUAAACUAAAUAUAACAAACAUAACAGUUCUUUUACAAAUUGCAGCAAAUAGAAAAGAAAAAGAUUGAAAAAGAGCUAGUUUAAUUUUUAAAUGAAUUAAGUGAGACGUUUGCUUCUAAAUUCACAAAAUCGUUUAAAAUGCAUUAAGAUUUUGAAACCUGGAUGGUUAGUAGGGUUAAAUUUAAAUGUUUUUAAACGAUAGAAAGUAUGCUGGAAGGAAACACUAAUAAUACAAUUUUAAAGAAAAUGAUGUCUAUUAUUCCUAUUGAAUAUUUAAAGCUAAAUCUAUUAUAAGUAUAUUCCAAUUUUAAAGUAGAGCACAAAUGUCAAUAUAACAUGGAACUAUUUGAUGAAAGUUUAACUCAUAAGAUUACAGAGCUAGAACCAGAAGAUAUUAAAACACAAAAAAUAACUGUGAUAGAAAGUGGAUUUAAAAUAUUUAAUCUGAUAAGUAAAUAUGAAUAAGAAUAUUUAAGCAGUGGUGAACUAAAUUAAGAAGAGGAAGACGAUGAAGAUACUUUUAUCAAGGAUGUUUUUGGAACUUAGAGAGAGUUUUUCAAGCCUAUAUUUAGAGGAAUAAAACGACUAUUUUUGCAGAAUAUUUUAAGAGAAAACGAAACAUCUUUUAGAAGGAAUGUAGAACUGUCUUAAGAACUUAAUUAAUAGGCUCUUGAUUUUUUCAAAAAGUAUGUAUGUAGGAUAGAAAUUUUGAGAGAAGAAAAGCUUUAUCCUGUUUAUUUUCCUAAACUACCAUACUGUGAGUACUUAACAGACACCACAAAAGAUUAGUUUCAAGAAAAAGUUAAUAGAAUGUCUAUCAAUUCUAAGCUUAGAGAUUUGAUGUAAUACAGUGAUGAUAUAUUAGAUUAGCUACAAAACGAAUACAGUAUGAUGAAAUAGUAUGAAAAACUCUUUUUAUUUAUUUACGUUGCUAAAAAUUUUGAGUUCUUUCAAAACAUAUCAUUUUACUUGGCAUUGACUCAAAAUAUUUUGAUUCUAAUAACUGUUUAAGACCAUUCCUUUUAAAUAGAUAGUGGUGUCACUGAUGGCUCAAAUUAGAUUAGCAACAAAAUACUAUUUGCUUGCUAGAUUGCUUAAGUUGCUUUAGGAGGAAUGCUUGCUAUCUUCUUUACAUUUAAAGUCAUUAUGCUCAAAUUUAAAAAGGCAAAAAAACACCUUAAAGAAACUGAAGGGAUUAGAGCAUAAAAAAAUUGGUUAUAAGUUUAUCUUUACAAACUGUAUAUUUAUUCUAAGUUUAUCUUCAUAGAUUUUUACAUCAUAUAUUAUCUUUGCUAAUCUAUGCUGGCUAUUUUAGGUAUAUUUAAUCCAAUCUUCUCUGUCGUCCUUUUAGUAGAUAUUUUCAGAAAACUACCAUCUGCUAAAUCUAUUAUUUAAUCAGUGCUAAAAACAUGGCAAUAGUUGCUAGUAAUAUUGUUUAUAUGGGUUAUUCUAACUUAUUGCUUUGCACUUGUAUACUAUUACAAUUAUUAUGAUGAAUAUUAGCCAUGUACAACGUUAGCAAAUUGUACAUUUAUGAUUUUAGAUUUAACAUUUAAAGUAAAUGCUGGUUUUCUAGGAAAUGAUUUAGGAUAAUAUUCCUCCUCAAGUUGGAGUCCUAGCAUUAAAAUUUUAGUGGAUUUCUUGUAUGCUUUUGUAAUAACAGUUUUGAUCUUAUAAAUUAUUUAAGGUUUAAUUAUUGAUACAUUUGCUCUUAUUCGUGAAGAAUAAGAGGAGAGAGUGAGAGAAAUGGAAACUUACUGCUUUAUAUGUGGAAGAGACAGAGAAUCAUUAGAUAAAUAGGGAGAUAACGCAUUUCAAGGAUUUGAUUUUCAUGUUAAAAAUCAGCAUAAUCAAUGGUGUUAUAUCUUUUACAUAGCUUACAUAUAAAACAAGCCACCUACUGAGUGCACAGGUCUUGAAAGUUAUGUAAGAUGGUGUGUUAGCAACGAAGAAACUAAAAUACAGUGGUUCCCUGUUAGCAGAGCUAACAUAGAAGGAUCACAUAUAGGCAUUUAAAAUGUAAAUAAUCUACUUAGAUAAACUAUAUUAAUUAUUUUUUAUAAUUAUAUUAACUUGAAGGAGGAAAAGGAGAAAAUGCUUGAAAAAAAAUUAGAAAAAAUUUCAAAUCAAAUUACAAUAAUAAAUAAUAAAUUAGAAAAUAUAAAUGCAUGA